AUGAACAAUAUCAGGCCCAGCGCCAGAGCGAGGAGCGCGCGCGGUGGGCUGCCGGAGUCCGGGCGGCAUUUCCUCCUCACCCCCGUACCCCUCCCACCUAGGACCCUGACGGGCAACCAGUCCCAGCUCUCCUGGGAGGGCUCCCUCCUGGAACCCCCGGCGCUGCUGGACGGGGUCACGGUGGUCAUCAUAUCGCCCAGAAAGCCCGUGACAGUCGGCACGGUGGCGAGGGCGUGUGGCAGCUUUGAGUGCGAGGACCUCAGGAUAGUCAUGCCCAGACAGGAGUCGUACAUCACCCGCAGACACGCCAAGAGCGCCAGCAAGGGUGCGCAGUACAUCCUGUACCGGGCAGCGCAUUACGACUCCAUAGCCCAGGCCACAGCGGACUGCGAAGUGCGCAUCGCCUUCACCCGCUGGUCCCAAGCCAGCUCGCCUCACGUGUUCAAGGUGGACAUCAGCAGCCUCGCCGACCACCCGGCUGUGCAUGACGUCAUCACACAACCGCUGAAGGACACGGGGACGAGGAGAGCGCCCCGAGCAGCCACCGCCACCGCUGAUAAUGGCGCUGGUGCUGGUGCUGGUGCUGGUGGCAGCGAUAUCUCAUCGCCGCCGGCGCCGCUACCUUCGCGGCCGACACCCGCGACCUGGUCGGCGGCGACGGCCGCUGCAGCGGAGGCGGCGGAAGUACGGCUGGCGGCGGCAUCGGUGUUGUCCAGCUCUGGCGGCAGUGGUGAUGACGAGAACGAGGAGCCACCGCCGGCCCAGCAACCUAGUCAACAGCAGCAGCAGCAGCAGCAGCGGGAGGCACUCGCCACGUCAUCAGGUUGGGCUUCCACGGGCUGCGAUAGCCGAGGUACAGACAGUUACCCCAGCUCCGGCUACGAAAGAAACCCCGCGGCCACGAGCAGUUUCCAACAGCCACAUCAUCACCACUGCCACCACGCCGAGCACCAGCAUAAGCUGCAACCCGCUUCCUCCAGUGACGGCAGCAGCAGCAUGAGUAACGCGGCUGUUGUAGCCGGUGCGGGUGCGGAGGGACCCACGGGUCGGCGGCCUCCUCGUGUGGCACUCGUGUUUGGCCGCGAGGAGCUGGGUAUGAGUGACGAGGAGGUGGACAGCUGUGAGGAGUCCCUCAGUCUAUCACAUGCAGUCAGCAUCGCCCUGUGCACCCUCUACCAAGCUCGACUGAACCACCUAACAGGCGCAGCGGGGGAACAGGCUAUAGCAGCAGCAGCAGCAGCUGGUGAGGCGCAGUUGCUGCUACAGCCACACCUGCACGUGCUGAGCUGA
This is a messenger RNA of Volvox carteri f. nagariensis, 1290 nucleotides long. RefSeq lists its product as uncharacterized. Gene Ontology annotation, biological process: tRNA nucleoside ribose methylation. The coding region runs from base 1 to 1290 and encodes 429 amino acids. NCBI's taxonomy places the organism in Eukaryota, Viridiplantae, Chlorophyta, Chlorophyceae, Chlamydomonadales, Volvocaceae. Gene Ontology annotation, cellular component: cytosol. The record is from RefSeq and is a predicted model, not a curated record. The transcript is spliced from 7 exons.